Molecule: messenger RNA, 2067 nt
Organism: Chanos chanos (milkfish)
Lineage: Eukaryota; Metazoa; Chordata; Actinopteri; Gonorynchiformes; Chanidae
Gene: tmc8
Product: transmembrane channel-like 8
Exons: 16
Coding region: 1-2067 (688 amino acids)
Cellular component (GO): plasma membrane
Molecular function (GO): mechanosensitive monoatomic ion channel activity
Source: RefSeq, a predicted model, not a curated record
AUGGAAGACAGAGAGCGUAAACAUGUCAACUUUCAAAGACUCAUAUCAGAAGAGAGCUGCAGCUCGACUCUCUCUGAUGAAUCCUGUGAGUAUUAUCAGACCGAAAUUUUUGACCAGCUGCCCAGCUCGUUGCACCACCGCAGACAACGUGGAGGCAGUCAUGGGUCAGAGGGAGGGCGCUUCAGCCAGCCACUCAAAGCCCUGCCCAUCUCUCUGCGGGAGAAGAGAAACACCAGGGAACAUCAAAAUCUUCAGCGGGUCAACAUCGGCUUUUGGGAGUCGUGGAGGCAGAGCCAACAAAAAGGAUGCAGACGAAUCAGGGAACAGAUGGGCAUGGUUCUUUCAGGAAUGUUACCAUGGAGACGCACAUUCCAUAAAAUCGAAGGUAAAUUUGGAGUGGGUGUGAAGGCCUAUUUUGUAUUCCUGAGGUACCUGCUGUUUCUCAAUCUGCUCCAUUUUAUCAUCAUCGCUGGCACCGUUCUGAUCCCCACAGUGUUGUAUGACAAAAAUGUCUCAGAGGAUUAUCCGAGGACCAAUGAGAAUGACUCUGUUCUGAACAUUUUCCUGGGUUCGGGUUUUGUUGAGCGUUCACCUGUUUUCUACGGUUUCUACAAAAGGGGCUCUUUAGCACUGACUUGUCUGAAUACACCUAUACUCUUCCUCCUUGGCAUUGCUUGCAUACUCAUCCUCAGCCUCUUCAUGGUGGUUCGCAGGACGGUGGUUGGGUUUAAACAUACCUGGCUGACAGAGAACCGUUAUAGCUCUAACGUUAGCUACAAGGUGUUCUGUGGAUGGGAUUUCUGCAUUCAGGACCCUCAGACUGCUUUGCUGAAACACAGCUUCAUCAGAAAUGAGCUGAAGAUGGAUCUUGAGGAGCAGAAGUUUCAACAGAAGGUGUCUCAGAGGUCACUGGGGCAGUGGGUUCGUCUUGUUUUCCUUCGGGUCAUUCUGAACUUCAUAGUAUUGGUUCUGCUGACUGGGUCUUUCUGUAUGAUCUAUUACGCCACCGAAUACUCUCAAAUACAAUUGACUGAGCUCCAUUGGAUACUGAGCCUCUUGCGGGGCUAUCUCCCAUCCAUCACUAUAACCAUAGCCAACUUUGUGCUGCCACACAUCUUCAACAAGAUCGCUGCUUUUGAAGACUACUCUCUCUCUGUACAACUCAACCUUACCUUAAUCAGGAGUAUCUUCCUGAAACUUUCUUCCUUGGGAAUCUACCUUUUCUUUGUGUAUACCGUGCGUGACAAACAGUGUUGGGAGAACAAGUUUGGAAUGGAGAUGUACAGACUCUUCAUAUUUGACUUCUUGGCAUGUUUCUUCUUUGCCUUCUUCCUGGUCUACCCAAGAGCGCGGCUGGUGGAGAAAAACCCUACCUCCAAAUUUGCGAGAAUUGUGGGAAAGCAGAAGUUCAUGAUCCCAUUCAAUGUACUUGACCUUGUCUACAGUCAGACCAUCACCUGGGUUGGCUUGUUCUACUGCCCCCUGCUGCCUGGCAUGAGUGUGCUGAAGCUCUUAUUUAUCUUUUACAUUAAAAAGUUCACUGUCUUACGGUGUUGUGCUCCAGCAUCAAGAAUGUUCCGGACUUCCAGCUCCUCAGUUCUGUUCCAUUUUAUGUUGUUGCUGAGUCUUUUGUUGUCCAUUGUUACCCUCAUCAACAACAUUGUGCAGUUUGAACCUGGUACAUGUGGACCAUUUAAGGGUGACAAAACAGUGUUUAAUGUGACAAGCGCAUGUGUGAACAGUCUCUCAGACCCUGCUCGGAACGCAAUAAACUACCUUACCUCUGAAGCAUUUGCAUUCACUUUGAUUCUAGCUGAGAUCAUCAUUUUGACUUCAUGUGUGUCUCGUGGACAAGCCAAUCGCCACGCUAUAGAAAGAUUGAAAGACAUGCUUGUUAUGUGUAGUUCAGAUAAGCGUUUUCUGGUGAAGCAGCAUUCCACGUGGCUCAGACGACAGAGGAGGACCCAAACAAGCGUUAGAUCUCCAGGCAUUAGAGAGGGCACCUAUUUCACUCAGUGGAACGAGACCUCAGAACCUCUGUCUGUGCCAAUGGGAGAAAGCAGUUAG